Messenger RNA from Prorocentrum cordatum, 3621 nucleotides. The record is from the annotation of a GenBank genome assembly. NCBI's taxonomy places the organism in Eukaryota, Dinophyceae, Prorocentrales, Prorocentraceae.
AUGCCCUACGUCCAGACCCUCCAGUGCAAGAUCGACAGCAUGGAGAGCGCCAUCAAGGAGUCCAUCAACUCCACCGUCUCCUCGGCGGGAUGCGACGCCACGGGCCCCAUCACCGCCGCCUUGCAGGCCGUCCAGGCUGGGAUCAAUGGCUUGUCGGGCAAGAUCGAGAAAGACAUCAACCUCGCAGUCGGCCAGCGUAUCGACGCCACGCGCAAGGAACUCCAGCAGCAGCUCGACAUCUUCAACUCUCGGGUCGGCGAGCUGGAGUCCAGACACGACAAGACUGACGCCUCCAUCGCAGCUAUGGCCGUCCAGAUCAGAGAGCUCCAGCAGGCGCUGGAGGUCGCGAGGAAGCAGCCAAUGCAUAACCAGUUCAUCAGCCGCGACUUCGACAGAGAGACCGACACCACGGUCAUCAAAGUUCACGCCGACGGCCUCGUCACGCUCGAGAAAGCUACGGAGGCCCUCACCACAUGGAUCACAUAUUGCAGCGUAAAAGAGUCAGACUUCAAAGUCCAAGGUAACCCCACCUCACGGUUCUUCACGGUCCAGUUCUCGGGCCCCCCUGGUGGGCCCGCCUCUAGGAGAGCCCAGAAAGUCCUCGACAGCCUGCGCGACCGCAACGGCAACUGGACCCGCAUCCAUGCCCCAGCUGUCGCAGGUCAAGGGCAGGUCGAGCUGCGCGUUGGCCCCGACAAGUCGCCCAAGCAGAUCAAGAUCGAGAUCGCAGGCAAGCGCAUCAGGCAGGCCCUCGAGCGCGACUUCCCGAACCACAGCUGGCGGGUCGACCGCAUCAAGGGAUGGGUCCUCGCUGGCUGGGCCCCCGUCAUCUCCUUCUCCGUCCGGCCUGGUCGCGAUGAACCUCCCGUGCUCUCCUGCCAGGACGCCGGCCCCCCCGCCCUCGGCAUCGACCGCGCGCAGCUCAUGACCUCCGCCUGUGCUGCUAUGAUCCUGGGCAUUCAAGAGGUGCGCCAGGACCACGCGCAGCUCCGCGCCUUCGUGAGGAAGAUGAGCAGCACGCUGGACAUGCACUCCUCCUUCGCUCCUGGCCACCGCGGCAUGAUCAGUGGGGGGGUCGCCACCGUCUUCCCUGCGGGCCUCCGCGCCGAGAGUGAAGCUCUCCUCCCUGGACGGGUCCUUCGCACCUCCUUCCGCAUCAACAACCCGCAGCGGAUCUUCUACAUCAUCCACAACUACGAGAUCAGCAACGCCGCCAUCAAACGCACUCCACACGCAUCCUCAGUGAUCCUCUUCGUCAUGGGGGACUUCAACUUCGCUGCCGUCGGGAAGCUCAAGCUCACGGAACCUGAAUCCAGAGCCAACGCCGAGGCCACUGAAUCGUCCAAGGCCUCGGCGCGCAAAUGGCACGGCGCGCUGCAGCACCUGGUCGAGAGUGAGGGAACAGACACCACCCACUACUGCGCUGAGACGAAGUCCGGAUCGACGAUCGACCGUUGCUUUUGCUCCAUCACGCCUACGCAGAUGCUGCAGCUGUCAAAGAUCGGCGACAGCGUCUUCGAGGCGACUGGCGUGGGCCACCUGUCACCACCGUCCAAGCUCACCCUGACCACAGAGCUGCUGCGCGAGAUCGCGAGGGAAGCCAGGGACUGCAUGCUCGAGACCUCCACGAACCGCGGCGAUGUUCAGCUCCAGAUCGCCAAGUCUAUCGCCCGAGCCGUGUGGCGCCAAGACCGCAGGCUCGCCGCCCGUUUAUUCCGUGUUCACCAGACUGCCCAGGAUCACCUGGCACUCAUCGGCGAACAGGUCAAGCUAGUUUACCCUGUCAAGUUCGAGGAGUGGGCCAGCAACCUCUUCCGCCAGGACGCUGACCAGAGGCAAGCAGCCAUCAGCCACGCCACUCUGCGCGGGCGUCUGCGCCCCGCGCAGGCCCGCGCGCAAUCGCACGCUCUGCAGAGGAAGAUCAAAUUCUGGAAUCCGAUCAGCAAGAGGCUCGUCCUGGCAGGCGUCAAGACCAGCGUCGGCACCGUGAUGGGGCCGAAAGACAGAUUACAGAAGUUGGCGGAGCACUGGCAGCCAGUCUUCGAGGGCAGACAGAUCGACCUGAACAAAGCCGCCGACUACCUCUCCCAGUUAUCGCCCAAGAUCGACGUCAACAACUUCAGCCCGCCCGACUACAAGACGCUCAAAAAGUUCACCUCCCGCUCAUCCUCUACCGCACCUGGGAUGGAUGGGCUUCCGUGCAUCGCCUGGGCCGCCCACGAGAAGUGCGCUGAGGCCCUCUGGGGCGUCAUGUGCUACAUGCUCAACGGCGGCAUCCUCCCCGACGAACGCAAUGCCGCGGCCCAGGCCUUCCCCCCCAAGGGUGACGAGCCCGUGGACUCGGAACGCAGCGGUUGGCACCGUGACCCCUCGAAAGUCCGUGUUCUGGGCCUCCGCAACACUUCCAUGAAACCCAUCAGCAGCACCAUGGGCGCUGCGACAGCCACGGUAGCGGCCGAGGUGGUCCCAGCCUCACAGCGCGGGUUUAUCCACCGCCGCAUCUUCGGCUACAACGUCCUAGAGCUUGACGUCGAGAGCCGCAUCGCGUCCGCCGACCCCAGCGCGAUGGACGUGCUGCCCGUGCUCGCGUCGCUGGACAUCGCCCAGGCGUUCCCCGGCGUCGCGCGCCAAUUCGUCCACCUCGCGCCCAAGGCCAUGGGCGCACCUGAAGCGACCCUCAACUUCUUCGACUCCAUGUGCCACAACAUGCUGGCCAUGGCGGCCUGCGCAGGGCGCGGCCUCUGCCGUGCUUGUGCUGACGACCUGGGGCUCGUGCUCAAGGCGGUCGCCCACCUCGCCCACCUGGCCGAUGUCAUGAUCCUAAUGGAUGUGCUCGCGGGCCUCGAGUUGAAGGCCCCGAAGUGCCGCGUCAUCCCCCUCGCGGGUGAGGUCAACGCCGAACUCAUCCUCAAGCUCCGCAGCGCGUUGAUCGCCAUCGUCCCGCGCUUCGAGGACUUCAAUAUCUGCGACCACCUCACCUGCCUCGGACUCCCACUCGGACCUGGGGCGACGGAGAAGCUGAUCUUCGAGAAAUUUGCGCUGCUGCCGCACGAGCACUUCAAGAACGAGAACUGGAUCAACGCCUCGGUCUUGCGGUUCCCGAACGGUGCCUUCAGGAUCAAAGACUGGCCCCACCUCAAAGCGCGGGGCGUCCACGCCCCGCGUUCGCUCCAGCUCGCGACGGUGGCCGCCAUCGUCCGCUCCGCGACCGCGACGUUCAGCAAGUCCCCCGAGACCCGAGAGCGGCUCCACGUAGGCCUCGACGCGCACGGCAUCCAGCAGACGUUGAUGGGCGCCGCCCGUGGUGCGCUCCACCGCUCGCCCCCAUGGUGGCAGAUGCCGCCGUUCGUGGAGCUGCUGCACCAGGUGGCCGCGACCUCGACUGAGCACGCCUACUACCCGUCGGACCUGCUGCGACCCGCUGUUGCUGGCGCGCUGGAAGCCAUCAGUGACGGUCGCCCUGGUCUCGCCCAACGAAAAGCGUAUGCUGCUGCGCUUUCGGCUCGGGGUCCUGGCUCCAUAGGCCCCUUCCCUGUCUCGAGGAUCGCGGCCGAACUCCCGCAUUAUGCCGAGUUCUUCAACUUCAACCAGACGUGUUCUCCAUGGUGCGGGCCACCAUGA